This is a messenger RNA of Harpia harpyja (harpy eagle), 2447 nucleotides long. It is a transcript of the gene SLC16A4, whose product is annotated as solute carrier family 16 member 4. Gene Ontology annotation, molecular function: monocarboxylic acid transmembrane transporter activity. NCBI's taxonomy places the organism in Eukaryota, Metazoa, Chordata, Aves, Accipitriformes, Accipitridae. Bases 506 to 2035 code for a protein of 509 amino acids. The transcript is spliced from 9 exons. Gene Ontology annotation, biological process: monocarboxylic acid transport; transmembrane transport. The record is from RefSeq and is a predicted model, not a curated record.
CCAAGGGCCGUGCAGCAGAGGCAGGGCGGGCAGGACAGGAGCUCUGCUCCCCUGCAGCCACCAGCAGCCCCAGGUUUGGCUUCAGUCCACCAUUGCCACCUACUGCUCCGUUCAAAGGCUGGCAAGACCCAGGGCUCUGCCUGGAGCUAUAACCCGUGCAGGCUUCCCCUCCUCUUUCCUCCCAACAGGAUUUCUGCUCCAAAAGCUCUGGGUUUCCUGCUCCCAGCUGGGGAAGGGGAGGGACUCCUGGCCUUGGGGCCCUGCAAGCCAGGCUCUGCCUCCAGGGAGGAGGAGGACAAGCUCUGUCCACCCAGCCCCAGGCCUUGCCGGGCUCCACGUCCCGCUUCGGGGCUCGUCGGGAAGGACAGACACCGUCAUCCUCGCUGGAGGUGAAUGAAGAAGCAGACUUUGGGGUGCCACAUCAGGAAGGGGGGAUUUAGUCUCUGGAGCAAAUGAAGAAACGAUUCCUCUUUGCAAGCAACUGUUUCGUGGAAGAUUUUCCAGCAUGCAGCAGCAAGGUGGGGAAAGGAAGGAGGAAGAGCCAGAAGUUCCGGCAGCCAGGAAAAGCCCGAGCACCGAAGCCGCAGAUGGAGGGUGGGCAUGGGGAGUGGUGUUUCAUUUCUUCCUGGUCAAUGUACUCGUGAUGGGGAUGCUCAAGACCUUUGGGAUUUUCUUCGUGGCUUUCCAAGAGGAGGUGGGGGGCUCCUCUGAGCAAGUCAGCUGGAUUGGCUCCAUCAUGUCCUCCCUGCGUUUCUUAGGAGCCCCGCUCGUGGCCAUGGUCUGCAAGAGCCUGGGCGAGCGGCCGACCUCCAUCAUCGGGGCCGGCUUGGUCGGAGGGGGCUGCCUGCUCAGCACACAGGCCACCAGCGUCCCCUUCCUCUGCGUCUCCAUGGGACUUCUCCUGGGUAUGGGGUUUGCCUGCCUUUACCAGGCAGCCGCGGUGAUGACGGCCAAGCGCUGCAGGACACGGCUGGCUUUCUCCAACGCCAUCGCCCGCUCCGGCAUGGGGCUGACAUUUCUAAUAGCACCAUUCACUCAACUUCUCAUCGAUUUUUAUGGCUGGCAAGGUACUCUCCUGAUUUUUGGAGGCAUCACGUUAAACCUCGUGCCUUCCAGCAUGCUGCUGCGUCCCAUCAGCACCCAGCCGCCUGAACGCUCCUCUGCUAAAAAUCAGGACUGUGGGUCUUUAAUGGCAAAGAAGGAUUCAGAAACACUCGAUGGAUGCUCAGAUGAAACCACUCCCAGGGAAAUACAGCUUCGCAGUGCACAGGACCUUCCCAGCACGGAGGGACUCCUGAUGUCCCAUGGCAGAGAUGUGUCUGGUCCAGUAAAUACAUCUGCUUUGGAAAGGCUCAAGAAACCCCCCGUGGACAGCUGCUCGCCAGAAAUAGCCACCGAGGCCAAGAGAAGCUACAAAUCCCUUCCACUGACAGAAAAAGAAAAUUCACAGCCUCUCCUUGACUUCUCCCCGCUGAAGGAUCCCGUCUUCUGCAUUUUCACGUGGUCUUUUUUGUUCAGCCACUUGGCCUACUUCGUGCCCAUCUUCCACCUGGUAGCAAGAGCCAGAACGCUGGGCAUAAGCAGCAUGGAUGCCUCUUACCUCAUUUCAGUGGCUGGCAUCACAGAGACAGUCAGCCAGCUGCUCUCAGGCUGGGUUGCUGACCAGAACUGGACCAAGAAGUAUCACUACCACGUGGCUUACCUUGUCCUCGGCGGCAUCACUAACCUGCUCUGUCCUCUGGCCACCACCUUCCCGUUACUCAUGACCUACGCGGUGGCCUUCGCUGUUUUCUGCGGUGGGUUCAUGGCUCUGGUCCUUCCUGUGCUGGUAGAUCUAGUGGGCGUGCAAAAACUCCACAGCUACUUGGGGUUUGCUGCCUUCUUUGCUGGGAUAGCAGCCAUCGGCGGACCUCCUCUAGCAGGGCAUUGGAACACUGAACUUGGAACAGAGGGACUAGAGGGGAGACAGGGAGAGGAAGGUAAAGCAAGGACAAGCUCAGCAGCAGUCCCACCAAGCAGAGGCACUGAAACAUAAGGAGAAGUCUCAGCAAUCUCUUGUUUUGAAGAAGAUUACACAGCUCAGCCACAAGAGCUCCUGGGCCCAAAGAUAAGGAGGAUGAAAAGCCUUUCCUCUUCUCCCUCUGCCAGAAAACCAAGGCAGUUUUGAGUAUCUGGCAGAUUCCAAGCGCUUAGAAGCGAGUCUCCAGUCUCUGCUUAUGAGCAAGGGACUUGUUCUCCUCCAAAUAUCUUGGCCAGGACAAAGUUUUUCCUUUCCCUGAUGACCCUUUAGCCAUACCUCAUAGCUGGAAACAGGAACUGAGCUCUUCCUAGGUCCUCAUGAUGCAAACAAACUAGAAAAAGCUGCAAGGUCAAAUAUCAGUGUGAACAAUGUCCUGUCACUCACCUACCAAAUGUAUCCUGAGUAAAACCUGGCAACUUGUUCGUCA